Molecule: messenger RNA, 4458 nt
Organism: Periophthalmus magnuspinnatus
Lineage: Eukaryota; Metazoa; Chordata; Actinopteri; Gobiiformes; Gobiidae
Product: cyclic nucleotide-gated cation channel beta-1-like
Exons: 38
Coding region: 1-4419 (1472 amino acids)
Biological process (GO): monoatomic cation transmembrane transport; retina homeostasis
Cellular component (GO): plasma membrane; photoreceptor outer segment; intracellular cyclic nucleotide activated cation channel complex
Molecular function (GO): intracellularly cGMP-activated cation channel activity; intracellularly cAMP-activated cation channel activity; protein-containing complex binding
Source: RefSeq, a predicted model, not a curated record
AUGACACUCCAUUGUAACUGGAGUUUUGCUUCAGUUCCCCCAGUAAAGAGUCCACCUUUGAAGAAUACUGAUGAAGUUUCCUUAGACAGCCAAAAUCAAAGUGGAGUUUUGGGCUGGUUGUCCAAUGGGUUUGCCAGUGCACUGCCACAGCCUGCUGGAUCCCCUCGACUCAGCAGGGCAGAUGGUGAAAAGGGGUCAGGAGUGCUUGGAUGGGUGUCCCAGGGCCUAAACAAUAUGCUCCCUCAGCCUGAUGAGAAAUACAGAGAGAGUCCUGAAGUCUUCACCGAGGAACACACUGAGGUUUAUGAUGUGCAAACAAUGCCAGAUUUUGAUCCCUUACCUCAUAUCCCUGUGGUGGAGAUGGUAUCAGAUGAUGAAGAAGUUAAUGACCGGUCAGGUUCGUUCCCACCAAAGGUUGGCCAAUGGCUAAAACAAAUUCUGCCUCAACCAGUUCCGCCUGGUUCAGUGAUUUGUGAACCUUCAAAUUCAUCUCCCUGCUCACUGGACAAAACCUUAUCUCCUCCUCCUGAGUCUCUAAGUGGCAUCUCACUGGACACUGAUGGCAAAGUGGGAAGUAUGGUUGGCUGGUUUGUGUCAGGCUUUGGACUGAAGAUGCCUCAGCCUGCUGCACCAUGUAAAGACGGUGCUGAUGGGGCUGCGGAUGUUCUACAGAAAGCAUCAUCCAGACUGCAGCCUGACAUGGUGCUGGAGGAUGUGGAGUCAGACACUGAAUGUCAGCAGAAACGUGAACACAACCCCAACAGUGCAGUAAUUCCAGCCACAUCCCUGAUCCCCCCUUCACCUGCCUCUAAUCAAAAGACCACAACAGCAGAAGCACCUCCAAGUGCCACCAAUAUCUCCCAGGAAGAUGCUGAAACCCAGACAGGCCGCUGGACACCUUUUAUUGAAAGCAUCAAGAGGGAGGCUGAAGAUGUGGCUCUGGCUACAAUGGAGGAAAGAUUGCUGCAGGAGCGCCUGGAGAUGGCUCGUAUGGCUGAAGAAGUGGCCAGGCAUACAGCUGAGAUGGCCAUUAGGCAGAUGGCCUCAGAGGGACAGUCCAUUAAGUUUUCACUGAGCAGCCAAGAUCUGCUGGAAGAGCCUGAUGUUGAGCUGCCUGUGGCACAAGAGGACGAAACUGAAGAGGAGCAUAGUAAAAUUUCAAAGAUGCCUGUGCUACAAGAAUCUGAAGAGGAGCAAAAGCUCAUCCAGCAAGUACAAGCAGAGUCACUGAAAAGCGAAUCACAGGUUGAAUCCAAGGUUGUUCCAGAUCUCUGCCCAGAUCCCGUCCCUGAACCACCCCCAGAGCCACAGUCUCCACAUGAGGCCCAAGAAGCCACUUCAUCGAAUGCACCAGUGACCAAGCAGCCAAAGGGAGCAGGAGAGAACGGUCAAACCAACUGUACAGAAAAACCUGCUGAAAAGGAGGAAGAAGCUGAAGAUGGCUGUGGUGCUCCAGUCAGCUGCGAAUCUUUUAAAAACUGCCUGAUGCGCUUGCCUUACAAUUCCGAAUGCUUAGGCAACAUCAACGCUUUCUUCAAAGAGAACGGCAUCUCCUUCCCCAAAUGUUCUUCCAUGCCUAGAUCAACCUUCUGCCUAAAAGCUCAGAGGGUGCGGAUACCCCUAGUUUCUCUGGAAUCACGCAGACCUUAUCCAGUAUCCCACAAAAACUAUCCCAGAUUCCCACUCGCACCGGACAAUACUUGGGGAACAUUCGCAACCGCCUCAACAGCCUUAUGCCUCAAGAUGCCUAAAAAAACAAGUCAACAACAGCAAAAACAAAACAGCAGUGUGCAAGAUGUAGAACUCAACAAACUUGUGCGGCACUCUCCCCUCACUACUCCACACCCUUCUUCCCUACAGUCCCGUUCCCCAUCUCCCUCUUCUCUCACUGGCAGCAAUCUUGAGUUACCUAAUGUUCCCUCAUACCCCCGCCUGCCCCCGAUCGUCAGCUCGCCAUCCAAACACCUCAAGUCCCGCCAGCUGUCAGGGCUCAGUAACCCCGCCUUCUUCAUUGAGGAUGACUCAGAUUGCUCCCCUCUCAAACCUGCAGAAAGCUCCAUCAGUCUCCGCCCUGCAGUGAAUGUGGAAGAUGUGGACUCAGAUCAUGAGAGAAUAAGACCAGGAUGUGCAGGGGGAGCAGGAGAGGAGCCCAGGGCCCCAAACCUUCAAGACCCCAAACUCACAACACUCACGGUCCCAGUGACCCCAGCUGGAGGUCGCCAGAGCAAAGGGGAUAAAGAUGGAAAGCGUCGUAGGACAUUUGCCAGUCGAAUAAUGUAUUCUCAAAGUGAAGAUGAUGAUGAGGAGGGAAGCAUCCCUGUCAGAGCCUGGCCGAGCCAGUCCAGUCUGCACAGUGAUGAUGUUCUCAAAGAGCGGCCUACAUCUUCAGCUAGUCAGACCAGUGCAGUGGUCAACGAGCGUCUGCAAGAGCUGAUCAAAAUGUUCAAAGAGAGAACGGAGAAGGCCAAAGAGAAACUUAUAGACCCAGAUAGCUCAGAUGAAGACAGCAUUGUCCAGUCUCCUCCUCAGGCCCCAACAUCAGUGCCCUCUGGUGUUGACCCAGAGAACAGCACAGAUGGAGCGCCCCCAGCAGGAUUGUCUGGAGAAGUACAAGAGAAUAUAGAAGCAGGAGACGCAAAGUCUGGCUGCUGCAAGGUGAAAGUCCCUCGAUGGAUAAGAGCCUGUAUGCACUACCGCUUCCCUGCCAGCAUCGACCCCUUCACCAACCUGAUGUAUGUGCUGUGGAUGUUCUUGGUGUCUUUGGCGUGGAACUGGAAUGUUUGGCUUAUUCCGGUGCGCUGGGCAUUUCCAUACCAGACUCCUGACAAUAUUUACUACUGGCUAUUGGCUGAUUAUGUAUGUGACCUCAUUUAUAUUUUGGACAUCACUGUUUUUCAACCACGCCUGCAGUUCGUUCGUGGAGGGGACAUUGUGUGUGACAAAACAGAAAUGAGGAAGAAUUAUAUGAAAACAAAGCGCUUCAAGUUGGAUGUGAUUAGUCUGGUACCACUGGAGCUUUUCUAUUUUAAAACUGGGAUCAACCCUCUGCUUCGGUUGCCCAGGUUGCUAAAGAUCAACUCAUUUUUUGUAUUCAAUGAGCGCCUAGAGGCAAUUUUAACCAAAGCUUACAUCUAUAGGGUGAUUCGUACCACAACUUAUCUUCUUUACUGUCUCCACUUUAAUGCCUGUCUCUAUUACUGGGGCUCAGCUUUCAAAGGACUUGGAUCAACUAAGUGGGUCUAUAAUGGAGAAGGAAACAGCUACAUUCGGUGCUAUUACUUUGCUGUAAAGACCUUGAUCACCAUUGGAGGUCUACCAGAUCCCACCACCCUCUUUGAGAUUAUCUUCCAACUCAUUAAUUACUUUGUUGGGGUUUUUGCAUUCUCUAUAAUGAUAGGGCAAAUGCGUGAUGUAGUUGGUGCAGCCACAGCUAGUCAGACGUACUACCGCACCUGUAUGGACAACACAAUCAAAUACAUGUCAUCCUAUCGCAUUCCAAAGGAUGUUCAGAACCGUGUAAAAACCUGGUACAACUAUACCUGGCAGUCACAAGGCAUGCUCGAUGAGCAGGAGCUACUGACCCAGCUGCCUGAUAAAAUGCGAAUGGAUAUUGCUAUAGAUGUGAACUACUCUAUUGUAAGCAAAGUUCCACUUUUUCAGGGUUGUGAUAGACAGAUGAUCUUUGACAUGCUGAAAAGUUUGCGCUCUGUAGUCUACCUUCCAGGAGAUUAUGUCUGCAAAAAGGGAGAGGUGGGCCGUGAGAUGUACAUUAUAAAAGCAGGAGAAGUUCAAGUGGUUGGAGGACCUGAUGGAAAGACAGUCUUUGUUACUCUCAGAGCAGGGUCUGUCUUUGGGGAGAUCAGUUUGCUUGCAGUCGGUGGGGGAAACCGGCGCACGGCCAAUGUAAUUGCUCAUGGAUUUGCCAAUCUCUUUAUCCUGGACAAGAGGGAUCUCAACGAAAUCCUGGUUCACUAUCCUGAAUCUAAGAAGCUGCUCCGCAAGAAGGCCAGAAAAAUGCUUAACAAAGGCAAGAAACCUGAGCCUAAAGAAGAGCCCAAGGAGGUCCCCACUGCUCCAGUUCAAGCUGAGACGCCCAAAUUAUUAAGAGCAGCUCUGGAGAUGACAGAGCGAUCCACGGGACUCAGAGGAGCUUUGGCUAAAGUGAAGGAAAAGACAAACAAGUCCAGCAUCUCAUUACAGCCAUCCAUAGCCUCCACCAACCCCACUCCAUCGCCUACCUUCAGCUCUGCUGUUGAUAGAGACAUAGACACCCCAUCACCCCUUUCUAGCAGCUGUGCUUCUCGUCUGAACAUGGCCUCUCUGCUGUCCCACAACCCACAAAGUCAUCAAGACGGGCAGCACAUGGAAGCAGAGAGCAAGGAGGGAGGAGACGGGGUGGACGACACUCAACAAAAAUAAUGAGGAAGGCGUCAGUGUUUUUCUUCCUAGCAUGGUCAA